UUCCUUAAAUUUGUUGCUAUCCUGGCUUUUUUACAUUUUGUUCAAACUGGGGUAGCACCGCAGCUAGUAAUGUUUCGAACCCCUCCAGAUUUGAAUAUAGAGCAAAAAUUGGUGAAAUUUGAUCGGCAUAUGAAGUACCUUGUGCCAUUCCUCAGACCCCUUUGGGGUUUUGUUUAACGGACUCCAAGAGUACAACUUCCCGUUCAAAGAACUCUUAGGGUUCUCAAAUGCGUUGGUGAUAGUAAUUCUGAGCAUCUUCCAUUGUGACAGUCUGAGCUGAUUAACUCCUGCAUACGUAUUGACCAAAGUCUUUAGUGAAUUCAGAUAUUUUUCUAAGAGUUGGAUGACCGAGUUAUACUAUGGGUAUCAAGAGCUUGGAUCAAGAUACUGAAAGAAAGAACUUGGAGUUAUUAACAAGAUCAUUGCUACUGAAGGAUUGGCCAUUUAUAUAGAGAAAUCAGACUGUAUUCGCAUGAGAAUUGGACAGUACUUCAUGCCUACUUUUUUAGGCAACGAUACCUCAAAUUGCUCAGAGUAUGAUCAGACCAUCCAAAGUUUCUCUGAACAACCUGUGGAUCCAGGCAUCGAUUGGACACCUCUCUGCGUUAAACUCACCAUCACUCUAGCUCUUGCUGUCGUGAAUUACCUCUGCUUCAAACUAGUUCUCCAAGAAUGGAAGAAAACCCAAGAACUAUAUCAGCCACAGUCCAAUGACAUACCUCUGUCUCAAAUUGAAAAUGACUAUUUUUCAGGUGAAAGCUUCCCAAAUUCACAGCAAUCUCUAGAAGAAAGCAAAGAAGUCGUUGACUCAGUCUCAAGUGAAGAGAGAAGGGGACAUUCCUGCAUUCUUGAUAAUCAAAUCGCACAGGGUCUUCCAAUAAAUGCGGGGUUUUCUUCCUCCCAUAAUAGUUUCUAACACCCAUUUCGAAGCUCC
Moneuplotes crassus is the source of this 934-nucleotide messenger RNA. The record is from the annotation of a GenBank genome assembly. NCBI's taxonomy places the organism in Eukaryota, Ciliophora, Spirotrichea, Euplotida, Euplotidae.